Messenger RNA from Neomonachus schauinslandi (Hawaiian monk seal), 2826 nucleotides. It is a transcript of the gene CFAP69, whose product is annotated as cilia and flagella associated protein 69. Bases 1 to 2826 code for a protein of 941 amino acids. NCBI's taxonomy places the organism in Eukaryota, Metazoa, Chordata, Mammalia, Carnivora, Phocidae. Gene Ontology annotation, biological process: olfactory behavior; response to odorant; positive regulation of flagellated sperm motility. The transcript is spliced from 23 exons. Gene Ontology annotation, cellular component: sperm midpiece; non-motile cilium. The record is from RefSeq and is a predicted model, not a curated record.
AUGUGGACAGCGGGGGCCGGUGCGACGGCCGAGGUCCAGGAACCCGGAGGCAAGAUCAGGUCCAGGAGCACUCGCCACAUCCCGGUGGUCGGGGUGGUGACGGAGGACGAGGAAGCGCAGGGUGCUUUCAAGACCAUGGACCUAAAUCGUGUCAUCAACCUCCUUGAAGAGACUGAUAAAGAUGAUUUAGAAGAAAAACAACUUAAAUCUGUCAAGAAACUGAUGCAGUGUUAUCAGAAUGGACUUCCCCUAAGGGAUUUAGCACAAAUAUUUAAAAUUUUGAAUCUGUGUGCAGAAAAAAUUGAAAACCAGCCCCACUUUAUAGAAUCUGCAUCUAAUAUCCUAAAAUUAUGUGGCUUGCCAUUUUUGAAAAAGAAAGUAUCAGAUGAAAUAACAUAUGCUGAAGAUACUGCUAAUUCAAUCGCGCUUCUGGGUGAAUUAAUGAAAAUACCAAAUUCUGAAUUGAGGAUACAAAUUUGUAAGUGUAUUGUUGACUUUUAUCAUGCAGAACCACCAAAGAAGCAUAUUACAGGUUACCAGCAAGCAAGUUCAUCAUACAAGAUUAAGAUGGCUGAGGUCGGAGGAUUGGCAAAAACAAUGGUCCAAUCAUUGACCUUACUUGAAAAUCAACUUGUUGAGAAACUUUGGGUGCUUAAAGCUCUGCAACAUCUCUCAACUUCUGAAGUUAAUUGCACUUUAAUGAUGAAAGCACAAGCAGCCAGUGGAAUCUGUGCUCACCUCAAUGACCCAGAUCCCUCUGGACAGCUUCUGUUUCGUUCAUCAGAAAUACUUUGGAAUUUAUUGGAAAAAUCUCCAAAAGAAGAAAUCAUACAACAGCUUAGUAACUUGGAAUGUUUGCUGGCUUUGAAGGAAGUAUUUAAAAAUCUGUUUCUGAGAGGUUUUAGUCAUUAUGAUCAUCAGCUUAGAAAUGAUAUAUUAGUAAUCACUACAAUUAUAGCUCAAAAUCCCAGAGCACCAAUGAUCGAAUGUGGCUUUACCAGGGAUUUGAUACUAUUUGCAACCUUUAAUGAAGUUAAAAGUCAAAAUCCUUUGGUAAAAGGUCUUAAGCUUUCUAAUUCCUAUGAAGAUUUUGAAUUGAAGAAAUUGCUAUUCAAUAUAAUUGUGAUCUUAUGUAAAGAUUUACCUACUAUACAGCUAUUAAUUGAUGGCAAAGUUAUCUUGGCUUUGUUUACCUAUCUUAAAAAGCCUGAGAAACACAAAAUAAUUGAAUGGUCUGCGGCACAGUAUGAAGAAUUACAACUGCAUGCAAUUGUCACUUUGUCAUCAGUGGCUCCUUUAUUAACAGAAGAGUAUAUGUUGUGUCAGGGUAAUGCUCGAGUCCUUGCAUUUCUAGAAUGGUGUGAGAGUGAAGAUUCUUUCUUCAGCCAUGGUAAUAGUUUUCACAGUACAGGUGGCCGUGGCAACAAGUUUGCCCAGAUGCGUUACAGUUUAAGACUCUUGAGAGCCAUGGUCUACCUUGAGGAUGAGACUAUAAACAGUGAUCUUUGUGAAAAGGGAACAAUUCAGCAACUGAUAGGAGUUUUUAAAAAUACAAUAAGCAAGGCUAAUGACAAAGAAGAAGCCAUUGUUUUGGAAAUUCAGUCUGAUAUAUUACUUAUCUUAUCUGGUCUUUGUGAACAUCAUAUUCCUAGGAAGGAAAUUUUUGGAACUGAAGGAGUGGAUAUAAUUCUUCGUGUAAUGAAAACAGACCCCACAAAGUUACAGACUGGAUUAGGCUAUAAUGUACUUCUUUUUAGUACACUGGACAGCAUUUGGUGCUGUAUUUUGGGGUGUUAUCCCUCAGAAGAUUACUUUCUUGAAAAGGAAGGCAUUUUUCUCCUUUUGGACUUACUGGCAUUGAACCAAAAAAAAUUCUGUAAUCUAAUACUUGGAAUAAUGGUUGAAUUUUGUGAUAAUCCCAAAACUGCGGCUCAUGUCAAUGCUUGGCGAGGGAAGAAGGACCAGACAGCUGCUAGUCUUUUAAUUAAAUUGUGGAGAAAGGAAGAAAAAGAACUCGGAGUAAAACGUGAUAAACACGGGAUGAUCAUUGAUACAAAGAAACCUCUAUUUACCAGUUUCCAAGAAGAGCAAAAAAUCAUGCCAUUGCCUGCAAACUGCCCGACUCUUGCAGUAAUGGAUGUUGCCGAGAAUAUCAGAGCAAAAAUUUAUGCUGUGCUGGGCAAACUGGAUUUUGAAAAUUUACCUGGCCUAUCUGCUGAAGAUUUUGUCACUCUUUGUAUCAUACAUAGAUACCUUGAUUUUAAAAUUGGAGAAAUAUGGAAUGAAAUAUGUGAAGAAAUAAAAUUAGAAAAGUUAAGACCAGUCAAUGCAGAUAAAAAAAUUUUGGAAGUUAUUACAACAGCAUCAGAAAAUAUUGGAAAGAUGGUUGCUUCUCUUCAAAGCGAGAUGAUUGAAAGCCAAGCAAACCAAGAUGUGCAAAAUGAACAAAAAGUAUAUACAAAAAUACAAGCCACACACAAGCAAAGAGAAUUGGCUAAUAAAUCAUGGGAAAAUUUCUUGGCCAGAACAUCAAACGCUAAAACUUUAAAGAAAGUAAAAAGACUUCAGGAAAAAGCUAUAGAAUCCUCUAGAUAUGGUGAGCAUCCACCAAAUGCAAUAUUUCACAGGACAGAUAUUAAAGGCCUUAACACAAUGGUGCCUUCUGGUCGGGUAGUAACAGUGGAAAGCACUCCUGCCCGAUUACUGGGAGGACCUCUGGCUGAUACAGAUAUUGCUCUUAAAAAAUUGCCUAUUCGAGGAGGAGCCCUACAAAAGGUGAAAGCAGUGAAAACUGUGAAUGAGUCAAAGAAGAGUGUUCCUACAUAA